UUAGAUUAGUACCAUCAGUCGGUUCGUCGAUUUUGCAUUAACAGGUCCUUUAACUGUCGCCUGUAAUAUUAUUUUUAUUCUAGUUGUUUUAGUGCAAACUUUAGUUACAAAGCUAUGGAUAACGAAGGUGAGAGAGAGCGUCUCAUUCCACCCAGCGCCGAAUCCGAAUUACAACCACGGAGAGGAUUCCAAUGGCGCUACACAAUUGAAUUGCCUCUUUUCUUAAUAAGUUUCGGCGUUGUACUCGCAGCUACACCGCUAAGCAACAUCAUCAUGUACCGGACCUGUACCCACACACUGGGCCACACAGUGGGCGAGUGCCACACGUUCUUAGAGCCGGACAGCAUGAAUCACACCCAGGAGUUGGAGAAUGAGGUCCAGAAGUACGUCACGAUGGUGAAUGCGGCCCAGACUGUAAUAGCAGCCGUGGUGCCGGCGGCUCUGUCUUUGUUCUUGGGGGUGUGGUCUGAUAAGUAUGGCAGGAAACCGUUGCUCGUAUGGACGUUUUUAGGCAUGACGUUCAAUGGCAUGCUGUCAGUGGUAUACAGCAUGGUGGAGUCGCUCGGUCCGUGGUGGUACAUCGUCAGCAGCCUGCCCUGCGCUUUGACCGGCGGCUUCCACAUCAUCAUGAUCGGAGCCUUUUGCUUCAUCAAGGACAUCACUGACGAUGACAACAGAUCUUUUAGGUUAACCAUGCUCACUCUAACGAAUGCGUUGGCCCAGACUACAGCUACAAUGCUCUGCCCCUACAUAGUGAAAUGGAUCGGCAACGUUUACUUGCUGUUGCUCGCGGCCACUUUAUACACGUUAGCAUAUGCCUUCACCAUGGUCAUCGUUGAGGAGUCUUUGACCAAUAUCGAACAGGGCAGCUUCUUAUCAGUGUUGAAACUGUCGCACAUAAAAGAAAUGGCAAUCGCCUGUUUCUCGAGAAAACCUGACUAUGGCAGAGCAAUCCUACUUUUAUCAGGAGCUACAUGCUUCCUCUCUCUAUUUCUUCUCUAUGGAGAGAACGGUCUUCUGUAUAUGUACACGAGGGAACAUUUACACUGGACUAUGAAAGAUUUCACCAUGUUCUCGUCCAUCAGUACCGGGAUGUGGUUCGUUGGGGCCUUUGUUGGCGUGGCGUUUAUACAAAAAUGGCUGCGGAUCAGCGACCUGACCUUCACCGCGAUAUCUUUCAUGUCUUGUGUAGUGGAGUACACAGUCAAAACUGUUGCUACGACUACAUGGCUCAUGUAUUUAGGCUCUGCUCUGUCGUUAUUCGGGACAGUCUACGCUGUACUCAUCAGGUCAUUCCUGAGCAAGACGCUGCCAAGUCAGGACAUAGCCAAGGUCUUCGGAUUCCUGAGCUUCGUGGAGGCAUUCUGUCCGUUGCUCGCGCCUCUUGUGUACAACUCACUGUAUGAGGCGACCAUAUCGACAUUCCCUGGGUCAAUUCUGGUACUCACCGCGGGGAUAUAUGCUGUGUGUUUCAUUUUGACCCUAAUCAUAAAGUGCAUCACCAUAAGAAUAAAUACUUCACAGUCAUAUGAUGUGAUACGAGCCCAUGUGCAAAGUAGUCCGUCUGUUAGGAUACGUGAGGCACACUUAAUUAUGUAAUAUAAAAUUUUCAUAAAAUAAAAAGCUUGUGUCAAAAAACUAUUAAGUAACCAUAGUUUCGACUAUAUCUAUACUUACUAAUAUUAUAAAGCUGAAGAGUUUGUUUGUUUAUUUACUUGAACGCGCUAAUCUCAAGAACUACUUACCGGUCCGAUUUGAAAAAAUAUUUCAGUGUUAGAUAGCCCAUUUAUCGAGGAAGGCUAUAGGCUAUAAACCAUCACGCUACGAGUAAUAGGUGCAGAGCAAUAAUGAAAAAUGUUGCGAAAACGGGUUUUCACGCGUACUACUUAAGUCGCGGGCACAGCUAGUUUCGACAUAUUUUAAUUUCUUCCAUGACCUGACAUAACAUAAAAAAAAAAUUAUGAAAAGAUGCAAUUGAUGUUGAUGAAGAAUUAGAUCUCUUGCUGUGAAAAAAUGGGGAUGCGUAAAUAAAUUUUCCCCUCAUUUUUAAUACUAGACGAACUCUUUUGCAUUGGGUCCGUACAUAAGUAUGGUAACACUGCUGAAUGAAUUGCGGUAAAUCUGAUUCCGAUCAAAAUAUCAUCAACUGUCGUAGGUAUAGUUCUUUAUUGGCGACAUUUUAUUUCGAUAGCGAAUUGGACGACAACAUUUAGCCUGAGUUACUUUAACUUUGGCAAACGUCAAACUCCAUAAAAAAACAGCGCUUAUUGUUAUGGUUACGGUUAUAGUCAGGUGGUGGAACUCGUGUGUGAUGAACUGUGAUAUAAGACUUAUUUGUUUAAAGUUAUUUUUUUUUCAUUGUAUUGUAAAAAUUAUUUGCAA
Ostrinia nubilalis (European corn borer) is the source of this 2382-nucleotide messenger RNA. RefSeq names its product probable peptidoglycan muropeptide transporter SLC46. Gene Ontology annotation, biological process: transmembrane transport. Bases 115 to 1599 code for a protein of 494 amino acids. The transcript has 7 exons. The record is from RefSeq and is a predicted model, not a curated record. Gene Ontology annotation, molecular function: transmembrane transporter activity. Gene Ontology annotation, cellular component: membrane. Lineage: Eukaryota; Metazoa; Arthropoda; Insecta; Lepidoptera; Crambidae.